Messenger RNA from Haliotis rubra (blacklip abalone), 780 nucleotides. NCBI's taxonomy places the organism in Eukaryota, Metazoa, Mollusca, Gastropoda, Lepetellida, Haliotidae. The record is from the annotation of a RefSeq genome assembly.
AUGACCCGAAGACCUUUUCAUCUUGUCGAGUUUAGCCCGUGGCCAUUAACCGGAUCUGUAGGCGCACUUUUUUUAACAGCUGGCACAGCUGGGUGAAUACACGGACACCCUACAAUAAUCCCAAUCUUAGGGACAGUACUAAUCAUUCUAACAAUAAUUCAAUGAUGGCGUGAUGUAGUCCGAGAAGGGACAUUUCAAGGAUUCCACACAACUAAUGUAGCAUCAGGCCUACGAUGAGGAAUAAUCUUAUUUAUUGUAUCAGAAGUCUGCUUCUUUUUUGCCUUCUUCUGAGCCUAUUUUCACAGAAGACUGGCCCCAACUCCAGAGCUCGGCUCUGCAUGGCCACCGACCGGAGUCUCCCCACUCAACCCUUUCCAAGUUCCACUUCUUAACACUGCCGUACUUUUAGCAUCCGGAGUUACAGUAACAUGGGCCCACCACAGAAUCCUAGAAGGGGACAAAAAAGAGAGGUUUCAAAGACUCCUUCUAACCGUCAUCCUCGGAGCCUACUUCACGUUCCUGCAAGCAGGGGAGUACAUCGAAGCCCCUUUCACAAUCGCAGACGGAGUCUAUGGAUCCACAUUUUAUGUAGCCACCGGAUUCCAUGGCCUACACGUACUCAUCGGAACCACAUUCUUAAUUGUCUGCUUAAUCCGACUCUAUGCUAACCAUUUCUCAACAAGCCAUCAUUUUGGUUUCGAAGCAGCUGCAUGAUACUGACAUUUUGUAGACGUAGUGUGGCUUUUCCUAUACCUAUCAAUUUACUGAUGGGGAUCUUAA